Messenger RNA from Penicillium soppii, 1545 nucleotides. RefSeq names its product Nem1-Spo7 phosphatase catalytic subunit NEM1 (gene nemA). The record is from RefSeq and is a predicted model, not a curated record. The transcript is spliced from 2 exons. Gene Ontology annotation, molecular function: protein serine/threonine phosphatase activity. NCBI's taxonomy places the organism in Eukaryota, Fungi, Ascomycota, Eurotiomycetes, Eurotiales, Aspergillaceae. The coding region runs from base 1 to 1545 and encodes 514 amino acids.
AUGAACUCAUUGAAUAUCUUGUCCUCGCGAGUCAUUGGACAAUCUUCCAGCUCAUCACGACCACGAUCGCAAUCCCAAGGCGACAACAAGCGCAUACCUCUACCGAGUGACUUUUCCAAACACCGUUCCUACAGCGAAGACAACUUCCGUUCCCUCGAUAACUCAGAAAAUAAUUAUGACGGUGGACCACCGCCUGUGACCGAAGAUGCAGAGGAAGACGGGACAUAUGGCUCCGACGAGAAGACACCACUACUCCAUGAGGCUCACAAGAAUGGCACAUUUACUGCUCGAAGCACUUGGCGACUAAUCACCCAACGGUUUCUCGAUGCGAUUACGGAGACCAUUAAGUUCAUUCUGACUACGAUUGCUGCCCCUGGUGUAUACCUGGCACAUUGCUUUCAGGCUGACGAUGGCAACUAUUCACUUCUGGCACCUAUCCGGAAGUUGCGGCGCUCCUCUGCCGACCCAACAAGCCGGUCGGAUAAAGGGGCCAUCCGGGUAGAUGGUCGGCGUCGCAGUGGCUCCACCCGGAAGCUCCGACCUCAAAUAUCCAACGAAUCCAUUACAUCAACAACUUCAGAAUCAGACACCGAUCGACGAAGGAAUUCUGAAAGCGGGAAGCACCGGCACACAAAGUCAAGAGGUCACGAUCCAGACCCGAUUCCAGAAGCGGAAGAGUACGAGCACACGCCCCGUCGGUCUAUACGAAUCAAGCUUCACAAUGAAGAGUCUCUCAAGCGGCAAAAACAACGAAGAUCCCAAAGUGCAGAUUUAGGACCGCCAAUGCCCGAGGGUGUCUCUCGUGUCCAAGGCACUGUGCAGCUGGACAGCCUAAAGUCCCCUACCUCCCCCAACAUCCACCGCAUUACCAAGUACCCACAUUCUCCCACUCCCCCACGCCCGCUUCUUCCCCCACGAGUUCCUUCAUAUACCGCGGCUCCUCGAAACGCUAGACCCCCGCAGAAGACGUUGGUUCUGGACCUCGACGAGACCCUCAUCCACUCGCUCGCCAAGGGUGGCCGGAUGUCUAGUGGACAUAUGGUCGAGGUCAAACUUUCCAUGCCCACGACUACGGCAUUGUCUCCAGGCGGGCCGCAGACCACAUUAGGACCUCAACAUCCCAUUCUAUACUAUGUCCAUAAACGACCACACUGUGAUGAAUUCUUGCGCAAGAUCAGCAAGUGGUAUAAGCUCGUCAUUUUCACGGCCAGUGUCCAAGAGUAUGCCGAUCCUGUUAUCGACUGGCUCGAACAGGAACGAAAAUAUUUCGCGGGUCGCUUAUACCGGCAGCAUUGCACGUUCCGCAACGGCGCGUACAUCAAGGAUCUCAGCUCCGUGGAACCGGACCUAAGCAAAGUGAUGAUUUUGGACAACAGUCCUAUGAGCUAUAUCUUCCACGAAGAUAAUGCGAUUCCGAUCGAAGGCUGGAUCAACGACCCCACGGACAAUGGCCUUCUCCACCUGGUUCCCAUGCUGGAGGCUUUGCAGUAUGUUACAGAUGUCAGGGCUUUCCUUGCACUUCGCCGUGGUGAGAUCGAGUCAUAA